Messenger RNA from Anolis carolinensis (green anole), 3137 nucleotides. It is a transcript of the gene tnfaip8l1, whose product is annotated as TNF alpha induced protein 8 like 1. Gene Ontology annotation, cellular component: cytoplasm. Bases 565 to 1125 code for a protein of 186 amino acids. Gene Ontology annotation, biological process: negative regulation of TOR signaling; regulation of apoptotic process. The transcript is spliced from 3 exons. The record is from RefSeq and is a predicted model, not a curated record. NCBI's taxonomy places the organism in Eukaryota, Metazoa, Chordata, Lepidosauria, Squamata, Anolidae.
CUAAACCCCGCCUCCUUUUGUCGCUACUCUCCUUCCGAUUGGCCGCUUCAUACGAGGCCUUGUGCCAUGAUUGGCAGCUCCGGCUGUCACUCUCCCACCCUUCCUCGAGUUCCCUGAAUUUGAAACUUUAUCUCUCUCUCUCUCUCGUUUUUUUUCGGAAGAGUCAAGUUUCAACCUUGGAUCCCGGGAGAGAUUCGAGAAAAAAAAGCAAACUAAGAAAUGCCCGAGAAGCCGCUGUUGUAAGCCGAUAACAAUUUCUCGUUCUGCGAGGAGGAAUCCCCGAAUUUUGCAUUUCGCAAGAAAAUAAAUACAAAAUUCUCUUGCAAUCGAUAUAUAUAUAUAAUAUAUUUUCUGCAAGGAUACACAACAUGCAGGUCAAGAUGCUUUCCUGAAGCCAUCGGCUCGGACUACAACUCCCAUCGCCCUGAAGGGAGAGCCAAUGCCAUGCGGCGAAGAUCGAGCCGGAGCCUCUUCGUGAAAUUUCCGGAAAGGAGCAGCCGCUCGUAAUCCAAACGCAAACACGACCAGCGUGCUUUCGUCUUUGUUUACCGACCGAAAGGCGGGAUGGACACCUUCAGCACCAAGAACCUGGCCCUCCAAGCGCAGAAGAAGGUCCUGAGCAAGAUGGCCUCCAAGACCACGGCCAGCCUCUUCAUCGACGACACCAGCAGCGAGAUCCUGGACGAGCUCUACCGGGUCACCAAGGAGUUCACCCGCAACCGCAAGGAGGCCCAGAAGAUCACCAAGAACCUGGUCAAGGUCAUCGUGAAGCUGGGCCUCCUCCACCGCAGCGGGCAGUUUGGCCCCGAGGAGCUGUCCCUCCUGGAGCGCUUCCGCAAGAAGGUCCACGCCCUGGCCAUGACGGCCGUCAGCUUCCACCAGGUGGACUUCACCUUCGACCGGCGGGUCCUCUCCGCCAUGCUCAACGAGUGCCGGGAGCUGCUCCACCAGGCCGUCAACACCCACUUGACCGCCAAGUCCCACGCCCGCAUCAACCACGUCUUCAACCACUUCUCCGACUACGAGUUCCUCUCGGCGCUCUACGGGCCGGCCGAGCCGUAUCGCACGCACCUCCCCAGGAUCUGCGCCGGGCUCAACCAGAUGCUGGACGAAGGAAACAUCUGAGACUCUGGAGGACAAUCUUCUCCAAACAUCUCCACCAACUCUUGAGGACCAUCUUCCUCAAACCUCUCCAUUGACUAUUGAGGAGGAUCUUCUCUGAACUUCUCCACUGAUUGUUGAGGAGCAACUUCUCUGAACUUCUCCAUUGAUUGUUGAGGAGCAUCUUCUGAACUUCUCCAUCGACUAUUGAGGAGCAACGUCUCUGAACUUCUCCAUCGAUUGUUGAGGAGCAUCUUCUGAACUUCUCCACCAACUACCGGGAGCAACUUCUCUGAACUUCUCCAUCCAUUGUUGAGGAGCAUCUUCUGAACUUCUCCAUCGACUAUUGAGGAGCAACUUCUCUGAACUUCUCCAUCGACUGUUGAGGAGCAUCUUCUGAACUUCUCCACCAACUACCGAGGAGCAACUUCUCUGAACUUCUCCAUCCAUUGUUGAGGAGCAUCUUCUGAACUUCUCCAUCGACUAUUGAGGAGCAACUUCUCUGAACUUCUCCAUCCAUUGUUGAGGAGCAUCUUCUGAACUUCUCCACCAACUACCGAGGAGCAACUUCUCUGAACUUCUCCAUCCAUUGUUGAGGAGCAUCUUCUGAACUUCUCCACCAACUACCGAGGAGCAACUUCUCUGAACUUCUCCAUCCAUUGUUGAGGAGCAUCUUCUGAACUUCUCCAUCCAUUGUUGAGGAGCAUCUUCUGAACUUCUCCACCAACUACCGAGGAGCAACUUCUCUGAACUUCUCCAUCCAUUGUUGAGGAGCAUCUUCUGAACUUCUCCAUCGACUAUUGAGGAGCAACUUCUCUGAACUUCUCCAUCCAUUGUUGAGGAGCAUCUUCUCUGAACAAGUCCAUCAAGUAACAUCUCUGAACUUCUCCGACUAUUGAGGAGCAUCUUCUUCUGAACAUCUCCGUCAAUUAUUGAGGAACAUCUCUGAACUUCUCCGUCCAUUGUUGAGGAGCAUCUUCUGAACUUUUCCAUCGACUAUUGAGGAGCAACUUCUCUGAACUUCUCCGUCCAUUGUUGAGGAGCAUCUUCUGAACUUCUCCACUGACUAUUGAAGAGCAUCUUCUUCUGACUAUUGAGGAGCAUCUUCUUCCAACUUCUCCAUUGACUUGAGGAGCAUCUUCUGAACUUCUCCAAUGACAUGAGAAUUCUUUGAACUUCACCAGUGACUAUUGAGGAGCAUCUUCUCCAAACUUCUCCAUUGACUAUUGAGGGGCAUCUUCUCCGAACUUCUCCAUUGACUUGAGGAGCAUUCUUUGAACUUCUCCACUGACUAUUGAGGAGCAUCUUCUCCAAACUUCUCCAUCAACCAUUGAGGAACAUCUUCUGAACUUCUCCACCGACUAUUGAGGAGCAUCUUCUCCAAACUUCUCCAUUGACUUGAGGAGCAUUCUUUGAACUUCUCCAUUGACUACUGAGGAGGAUCUUCUUCUGAACUUCUCCAUUGACUAUUGAGGAGCACCUUCUUCUGAACUUCUCCAUCAACUGUCGAGGAGCAUCUUCUUCUGAACUUCUAACUCAACUAUUGAGGAACAUCUCCAAACUUCUCCAUCAAUUAUUGAGGAACAUCUCUGAAUUUCUCCGUCAGCCACUGAGGAGCAUCUUCUCUGAACAAGUCCAUCAAGUAACAUCUCUGAACUUCUCCGACUAUUGAGGAGCAUCUUCUUCUGAACAUCUCCGUCAAUUAUUGAGGAACAUCUCUGAACUUCUCCAUCGACUAUUGAGGAACAUCUCUGAACUUCUCCAUCAACUGUUGAGGAGCAUCUUCUUCGAACUUCUCCCAAUUUGGGAGGAUGUAUGGCCUUCAAAUGUUUAAGGAUAGACUCUAUUUGGACGUGGAAGCUCUGUUUGUUUACUAAUCAUCCAAAACUGCCGAUUGUGGGAUUUCUGGAGAGCUUUGGUGUCUCUCCAAAGGAUUCUUGGAUUUUGACAAAGCAAAACCCGGGCACGUUAUUUUCUUGAAUGACAAUCAAGAGCCGAGUUUGUGGAUGUGAAAUAAAGUUGUUGUUUUUUGUAAA